AUGGCUUGUGAGAGAGUUGAUAUCUCUAUUUUGGUUGUGGAUGAUGAUGAAACUUCUCUGGCCAUCGUUGCUAAUGUACUCAUCUCAUGGGAAUAUAAAGGGGCCGUGCCAAAGAAAAUUCUCGAAAUCAUGAAUGUGCCAAACUUGACAAGAGAAAAUAUUGCCAGUCACUUGCAGAAGUAUCGCAUUUUCCUGAGAAAAGUUGCAGAGAGAGGAAUAAUUGAGGGCUUAUCUGAGAGGACACUAAGGUCAAGGUUUGGAAGCAAUAUUGGGACAAAUAAUGUCAAGCCAAAAAUGUUGGGAUGCUAUGCAAACCCACCUUAUCAAGCAAACAGUUCAUUCAAUAAUGCAGGUGCUAUGUUUCCUACAUAUGGAAUGGGACAUUGCAUGACGACUUCAACAAAUGGCCUCACAAGAAGAGGUUUGAGAUAUGGUGACCAAAUGUACCAAAAUUAUGAUUCAUUGGGAACUAAGAAAUUUAGCUAUGGUCUAGGAAAUUACAACAUGGGAUCUUUGAGCACCUCUAAUCUGCCCUCGACUUGUACUUCUUAUCCUAGCAGUAACUCCUCUGUAGUUCAACUGAAUGGUGGAUCAAAAACUGUUGGGACUGGGAACAAUGAUAGUUUUGGCUUGAUUAAUGAGACUCAAAAUGCAAAUAUGGAUGUAGCAAACUUGGGGAAUGUAAAUUUUGGUUUGGUACAAAGAGGGCUUGCUUCUACUUCUGGUUCUAAUGUUGGGAAUGGUUUUAUAAGUGAGCUUCCAACAACAUUGAUGACUAAUGGAACUCGAGAAGAAAAUAUUCCAGCGAUCCCACAAUUACCUCAGCAACUAGAUGACAAUGUUGUAGAAAAUGAGCAUAAAUAUAAUGCCACUUCAAUAUGUGAGAUCAUCAGCAGCCAACUGGAAGACGAUCUUUCUGAGCUUUUCUUGAUGGUAGAUGAUAUGCAACUUCUUAAUAAUGAGACAGAAGAGAACCUUGAUGCAAGUGAAUUUUUAAAUUUUGACUUUUCUAGCUCUAGUCAGGUUGUGCAAUCAUUUGAGCAGUCUAAUAGUAGAGCUGGUGAUGAUGUCAUUGUGUUGCCAACUAAAGACACAUUAAACUUUCCAAACGAGUCUUCAACAAGCUCUGACAAAAAUUCUAAUCAGAUGCAAGGCAAUGAGGAAUCUGGGGACUGGGAACACUUUGAUAGGUUCUUAGUGGACAAUGUUUCUUCAGCAAUUAACUCAACUUCUGAGCUGGAUUGGGAUAUGGACAUCAUUGAAGCUUUGUUUGGUACCGAGAAUCAGCCAAAUUCCAAAGGCAUGAGGAGGAUGCCUCCGGCACUUUUAGGUGGUGUAUGGUGA
Messenger RNA from Gastrolobium bilobum, 1344 nucleotides. RefSeq names its product putative two-component response regulator ARR21. Bases 1 to 1344 code for a protein of 447 amino acids. Gene Ontology annotation, biological process: regulation of DNA-templated transcription. The record is from RefSeq and is a predicted model, not a curated record. Gene Ontology annotation, molecular function: DNA-binding transcription factor activity; DNA binding. Lineage: Eukaryota; Viridiplantae; Streptophyta; Magnoliopsida; Fabales; Fabaceae. The transcript has 8 exons. Gene Ontology annotation, cellular component: nucleus.